Molecule: messenger RNA, 1797 nt
Organism: Suillus subaureus
Lineage: Eukaryota; Fungi; Basidiomycota; Agaricomycetes; Boletales; Suillaceae
Product: pyridoxal phosphate-dependent transferase
Exons: 4
Coding region: 1-1797 (598 amino acids)
Biological process (GO): molybdopterin cofactor metabolic process
Molecular function (GO): molybdenum cofactor sulfurtransferase activity
Source: RefSeq, a predicted model, not a curated record
AUGGGCAACAAACACUCCUCUCCUGUGCUUCCCAAUCAAUCCCGCGAUCAGCGCAUCGGCGUCAACACCAAUUACGACCAUUCUGCACCAGUAUCUCACAUCAGUCUCAGAUAUCACAAAUCGCAGGCUCCAUUGUUGAAAUCGACAUCCUCGCAUGACACACUUUUGUGCGAGAAACCUCCGGCGCUACCUCAUAAUUAUCAUCCGAACGUCACUCAUUUGCCCCUGACACUGACAACAUAUACACCCUUGACGCCCUCGAUUUCGCGACAAGAUGCUGAGGCACGCGCAUAUAGUGCAUUUCUCAAAUCGUUCCCUGAAUAUCAGAGCACUUGGAUACUUGACACCCUCCGAAGAACAGAUUUCGCCAGAUUAGAUCGAACUGGUGAAACAUAUGUAGAUUACAUGGGUGGGGCACAACAUCCCGAGAGUCUUGUUCGCGUUCACAGCGCAUUCCUAACCGAAUCCGUCAUGGGAAACACGCAUUCGGUCAGUAAUAGCUCCAAGUUAUCAUCACGAUACGCUGACGAGGCGCGGGAUGCAGUUCUUUCAUUCUUUCGAGCCCCGCCAGGCUACACCGUUGUGUUUACAGCAAAUGCAACAGCUGCAUUGAAGCUUGUUGGGGAGGCGUAUCCCUUCAAGUUCAAUAAUGGCUAUAUCCUCGGUGCCGAUUCUCAUAAUAGCGUCCAUGGAAUCCGAGAGUACGCUUCACGUCGCGGAGCUGAAGUACAUUACAUCCCAUCAACUAGUACUGGAGGCUUCGUUCUAUCUACUGCCAAGGAUAUCUUGAGUCAGCACAGACCACAAAACACCUCCUCACUUUUUGCCCUUACGGGCCUUUCCAAUAUCACUAACGCGAAAAAUCCACUCUCAAUCAUCGGAUUUGCAUCCUCACUAGGAUACCACACACUUCUUGAUGCUGCCGCGCUGGCACCGUCAUCUGUCAUUUCUCUUUCGGAAACCCCUGUCGAUGCUAUGGUUGUCAGCUUUUACAAGAUGUUUGGUUAUCCGACAGGCGUCGGAGCCCUCAUUGUUAAGGAGUCGUUCUUAGAGAUCCUAGAGCGUCCAUGGUUCGCUGGGGGAACUGUUGAUGUCGUCCAGGUGCCAGGCUCUAUUUUUACUAGAGCGAGCGUUCUUCAUGAACAAUUUGAAGAUGGAACCAUCAAUUUCAUGACGUUACCCGCUGUCACAGACGGUCUGCGAUUUCUCUCCGCAUAUCUGCCAUUCCUUCCUCUCCGCCUCUCAUGUCUUACACACUACCUUGUUGUCUCGCUCUCUUGUCUGAGACAUGAUUCGACCGGAACUCCUGUCGUUAACAUUCUAUCCAAGCUUCCUUCCAGGAGACUCGAAUCUGCAGGAGAACAAUCUGACAGUGGAUCUACGAUUUCUCUUAUCUUCCUCUCGGCAAGUCAGCUUCCACUAUUUUACUAUCGUCAUCUUAACGAAACCUUGGACUGCAGCCUUCAGGAGAGACUGAUCCCAAACAGCUUCAUUGAACAUGUUGCGGUGUCCCGAAACAUUUCUCUUCGCACAGGUUGCAUGUGCAACCCCGGGGGUGCAGCCUCGUUAUUGGGUAUUCAAGACCAGAUGGAACGACUGUAUCCCGGUGUCACGCUCAAAGACUUUGAGCGGGUCGUCGGCCGCGAGCUUGGUGUUGUGCGGAUUAGUCUAGGACUCGCAAGCAAUUUCCAGGAUGUGUGGAAUGUUGUAAUGUUUGCAUCAUCCUUGGCAGAUAGUCGUACACGACAGGCACUCUGGGAUACUUGGACCAAUGUUCCUAUCGGACAGGCUGUGUAA